Caenorhabditis elegans is the source of this 4775-nucleotide messenger RNA. RefSeq names its product Protein unc-13 homolog A (gene Y102A11A.3). NCBI's taxonomy places the organism in Eukaryota, Metazoa, Nematoda, Chromadorea, Rhabditida, Rhabditidae. The transcript is spliced from 13 exons. The record is from RefSeq and is marked reviewed. The coding region runs from base 24 to 4694 and encodes 1556 amino acids.
AUGAUAACUUGAAUGUUGAGCACAUGAAUUCUGACUGUGACCAACACAUCAAGAGUAGAGUUAGAUAUCAUCAAUCCGAAUUUUGUACGAAACUAAACUAUGUGUAUACUUCUCGCCAGUGUGACGAAUAUUUCAACUAUUUGGCUGAAUUGAGAAGAAUUAUUUUUGGUGACAAACAAUAUUCGGAAAAAAUGAAACCAAAAAACAAUUGUGACCCAAUUAGACACUCAAUUCAUUAUCGCACACGGGACGGCAAAACUCUGGUUUAUGAGUUGGGAAAUACGUCAGACUACGGCAUUAAUCUUUUUGCAAUACCGUCUGAAACAAAAACGGUUGCAACAAAAACGUAUUAUGCAGAAGAACACGUACUCACUCAGCCGGAGACUUGUCGAGUGUUACCUCUCACUCACUGCUUUCAUCUUGUAAAACAGCCAUCGGACAACGUGAGCCCAUCAAAAUUACGCAAUAAGAUGUGUGAUGCUCAUCUGGGAAGCUCAAAAACAUUUUCCACAAAUCAAGAAUGUCUACAGUUGUCUCAACCUCCAGAUGAUCAAAACAACUUCCACAUUAUCGACCAACAUUUGUGUUUUGCCUGUGUCGACGACUUUUCAGAAGAGCAUGUUGGAUUUGAAGACGCUGAAAGUCUGAGUGACGUGGUAGAUGAAGAUUUUGCAGUAAUGGAAGAAUUCGCGAGCGUUUUGGAGGAGACGGGAUCGGUUUUUGAAGAGUUGGGUGAUGAUGAUUCAAUUGAAGACAAUUGUUCCAUAUCCGAUGAUAAAGUGAACAGGAUUGUGGGAAUUGUGAAGAGACAAAUUGAAUUUUCAAAAGACAGACACAGUAGAUCUGAAGAAAGAAAUGUUUGUCAUCUCCAGGAUCAAACAAUUUCUGAACAACCACAUUUUCAUUCAGCUGUGCUUGAAAAAUCAGAUGAAAACAUUUCCUGGGUGCAGCUGCCCACAUUUCAACUUCCAUCACUAUUUUCAAAACAGCCUAUUCUCCCACCAAAUGUGAAAAUGGAAUCGGAAAAACAAGAAGACGAGGCUAAUUUUGAUUAUUCUUUACAAUCAGUACCAGAACCGUCCAGUGCUUAUCUUCCUCAUGAAACUGAUCAAAAUCAAAGUAGUACUUCUUUCCCGCAACAAGAAUCUGACAAUGAAGAUUCUGAGACAAGUUCUCCUGACACACCUGAAAACGGCAGUGUACUUGUGAAUAUGAUUCAAGAUUACGUUCAAAUGGUAAUGUCCGUGUCUCGAGAAUUUCAACAGUCACACAGAGAAGAAGCCUCACAAGCGAAAACUUCCGAGCUCGUCAGUCUGGAUCUACAGUUGCUGACAUAUGCUUCGAAAGCUGACCAGAUAGAAGAAGAUCCUCGACUGAUGCUGAGAAGAUUGGCUCCACGAAAAACGUCAGUUGAUAAAUGGAAAAGUUCUACUUUGUUGAAUGAAACUGUUAAACCCUCGGCUACUGAAAAAGAGAAAGUUUUUGAAAAAUUGUCAGCAAAUGGUGAAGACUACAGUAGAGAGAAAGCCGCCGAUCAAGAGUCUACUGGAAAUCAUUUUUUUCGUACAUUAACGUCUGAGCUUGAAAUCAACCAACCGGGAAUACCAAAAACUCCAGAUGUUAGUUGUUUCUUUUCAGAAGACAGUGUUUGUUCUGAGUAUGCUCCAAAUCUCCAAGAAGAAAAUCUUCCACCGGUUUUACUCAAUUCGAAUACGCAACCAGAAACCGAUUUUGAAUUUCAAGUAGACACAUCAACUUCUGAAAUUUUAUCAGACCAAUCAAAUAUGAACAUCACAUUUGAACCGAUCGAAGACAUCGCUGAAGAUCGGCCAAAAUUGAAUGGAGAGGAAAUUGUUCAAGUUCAGAUCAUGGAAAGCACUUCUAGAUCCACUGCACCUUCAAACAUUAAUCUUUCUGAAAACUCUGACGUCACACCGUUUACUAGCAACUGGAAGGAAAUAACAUGUGAUGUUGAUUGUGAGGAUACGUCACAGAAAGAGCAUUGUGCACAUUCAAACGCUAUCACUCCCGAAACAGUUUUUGAUAUUUCACCAGAAUUGGGAAAGAGCAAACAACAUUGCAUCGAUAAACAAGCUGAAUAUAGCGGAAAACUUGUUCACUUGAAAAACCAUAUUGAAGUUGCUUCUGUUUUGGAGAGCAUCCUGGUCGAAGUAUCCAACAAUACUGAUUCUAAUGCAACAUUGAACUCUGCAACUUCUCAAGAAAUCUUCGACGUGGUUGAACUUCUGCAAGUACCAAUUGAGAUUACUGUAGAUGUGUUGCCGGAAAUAGAAGACCAAAGCGAUACUGAAACGUUCACACCUGAAGAAGCCACACCAUCCGUAUCUGUAUUCGAUGAAGUUCAGUGUUCCCUUUCUAUCAGUAUGGAUACUACUCUAAAGACGGUCAAUUCAAAGGUUUUAAUCAACACGGAAUUUUUACAAGAGAACUCGUUAACCAUCAAUGUCAUUGAUAGUUGUUAUCACGAAAACAUCCAAAACCAUGUGCUCAGCUCAAUAAAUAACAAUUUGGAAAUUGUUGAAAUUUCAAACAACAUUUUGAGCAAAGCAUCAAGUUACUCAGAACUCGUUGUUGAUGAUAUUGUUAUCACUGUUGUCCCAGAUAUGCUUUGUCAUGUUACCUUUCAGGCUCUUCCACCAAUUAUCUCUAGGAAAGUCGAUGAAAAUCGAAUUGGAGACGAAAAUGUUCUUCUGAAUAAUUUAAAUAAUGUUACAAUGAGAAGUGGGAGAAGCCAAACUCAACACUCAAAAAUUUUUAUCAAUAAGGACGUCCACCAUUUUUUGCAAGAUCAAAUCAACUUUCUGGAACGACAAGAACAAACAAAUGAUGCAGAGGACAGUAUAUCGGUUACAUCCAGCUUUUCCACUUCAAAUACGAACGAUAACGAUUUGCAAUCUUGUGUUCCGCUGAGUAUAGAAGAAACCUGGGACAUUGAAGUUGGGCUGAACCACUUUUUGAAUUGGCUACACGGUUUGUCCGAAAACUCAAGUGAUGCUGGGCCGACUGAAGAUUUUCCACAAAACACAAUCAGUCUUGACUUUAACAUAGAACAUGAAUUAAUAGCAUCAGAAUUGCCGGAAAGAAAAGAGGCCACUGGAGAUUCUGAGGGUGACAACAAGAAAGCGACAAAAACGUUUGAAAAUAGUAAAUCUUUAGCAAAGUGUGGUAUGUCCAAUUCAAUGGAUGUUCUCGAACCACGAAGUUUCAAGGAAAAAAUUCAAGACCGGCGCUCUCAAACGUGUGAGCAUUCUUCCGAAAAUCAAGGUCUAGAAGAAGUCAAGUUAGAAAGAUCAGAGCAAGAUCCCAAUUCAAUGGCGUGCCUGCUAGAAAUCAGCACAGCAGAUAAUUUCGAAAAUGCGGAAAAUCAGUUAGAAUAUGAUCAACAAUUGGUAGUUUUCAAUCUGGACAACAUACAAGAAGCCUGCGGACAAACGAACAACAUAGGCAGCACUGAAACGAGUUCAAAAUCAACUGAGCAAUCCGAGGACAUUGACAAACUCGAUCAUCAUUUCGAGGAUGCAUGUGAGAGAAAGUAUUGCGAAACUGAUACAAUGCUCAAGGAAAAUCCAGACAGUACGAGAAAAAUGGCAAAAAAUCUCAAUGAAAACGAAAGUGGUAUAAACAUUAUAAAAGAUUCCAACUCGGAAUACAAAAGUGAAAUUGCUGAAAUGGAUCUAUUCUAUGCCAACUUCGAAGUUCCGUUGCCUGAUUCAAGUUGCAUCAAAAUUUCGGAAAUGCAAAAUAAUCUCGCCUCAUUGGUUGAUCAUCUUUUGUCUGAUCAAAUUCAAGCUGCUGUCCAAGAAGCUUCCAAGCUGAUCUGUCACAGAAUGAUACCCCUCGCCAGAAAUCAGUCUUGUAAAAUCAUUGAGGAUACAUUUUAUACCGAGUAUAUUGCUGAUAAAACAGCAUCAGCAGUCACGGAAAAAGAAAACGUCGAAGAUUGUACCGAUACUUCAUUUUGCGAUCAAUCAAGGAAUGUUGAGAGAUGUUGCACUACGCUAGAUACCGACAAAGCUGUGGUUAAACAAUUUUUGAAUAGAAUGAUGCAUGAUCUAGUCUCCGAUGCAGUUCUCGAAGCGUGUCUGGUACCCGCACAUUUUCCCGAUUCAAUUGAAACAGCAGUAUGUGAGCAUUUCGAUUCUUUCCCAGAUAUCCCAAAGUUAUUCUUGUCGCCAAAACUGGAGGAUUUGAGCCAAUCAACUUCACACAAACCAAUAUCUGAACUUCAGUCCAGUUCCUCAGAAAACAGAGUUUCUUUGAAUGAAGUUUUCGAAGAAAAGAUGUGUGACGUGUUAAGAGAAAAUACACAUUUGGAAACUAAUGCAGAUCGCGAGCCGUUUAGAAAUAAUUUAUCAAGAUCCAAUUUGGAAACUUGUCAAAACAUUAUUGAUUUGACACCCGAAUCCAGCGAUUCUAGCAUUUGUGCAGAAGUAUUCGUUCCGACAAACUCAACACCACCUUCGGAGACUUCCCCUACCGACAUUAGUUUGAACUCUUCGGAACAGCAGAACACUUCUUCGGUAUUAGAAGAAGUCUCAUAUUUCUUCACAACCGCGUGUGUUGCUGCACUUGCAUUCAUGUCCCCGGCAGAAAACGAUUCAUUAUUAAAUUCGGAAAUCAUUGAAAAUGCAUCAAAAUAUAUAUCCAACUCUCCGGAAGCAAAUGAAAAAUGAGACAAUUAAAAACCCUAGAUAUUCAUUGAUUUUUUGAUAAAUAAAAUUUCCCAUUCUAUUUUUGGAAUAAACAUUUAAACU